CCGAUUUCAUCCUUGCAAUUUAUAAAAGCACAUACCCUUAGAUUAUACCAGUCGUCCAACUUAGAAACAAAUUACAAGGAAAGGGAGAACCAAUACAUCUCGCGCUACCUACUAGAAAAAAUCCCAUCAAGAUAGAUUGAAUCGUAUUUCAUGGCUCGCGCACUAGUACUCUUGGACAACAAGUUCACUAGCCUAUGUCAACUAGUUGCAAGCCAUUCGAGGAAAUGGAAGCGCAAAUGGAGAGCAUGUUAUGGCUAUGGUGAUGAACAUGACCCUGUUAUUCAACUAAAUAAUGAAGAGAUUGAUCAGAGUUACUAUUUUGGAGAAGUUGAUCCAAACACACGCAGUGGUGAAGUCUCUUCAAUAUGGAAGAAGAAUAUAAUCAUGGGAGGAAAAUGCCAGCUUCCUGAAUUUUCUGGUGUCAUAAUUUAUGAUACUGCUGGGAAUUUAGUUAAUCCCAAAACUCCACGCCCUCUUGCACUUCCAUGGAAAGAAUAACGUUCCUUCCAUUCAUAAAAAAGGAUUAAUAUUGUUUCCUAAUAUUUAUGUACUGGCUGUUUAUUUCCUUCUUUUCAUUGUUCUUAAAUCUAUUGAGAACCAAGUGAUUUAGUAAA
Molecule: messenger RNA, 614 nt
Organism: Nicotiana attenuata
Lineage: Eukaryota; Viridiplantae; Streptophyta; Magnoliopsida; Solanales; Solanaceae
Exons: 1
Coding region: 151-498 (115 amino acids)
Source: RefSeq, a predicted model, not a curated record